ACCCCUUCCAAGAUGAAGUUUGCGUACGUGCCCUCUCCGACUGCUCGGAAUGCCGCCAUCGCAUGUGGAAUUGCGGGAGUACUAAUCCUAACAGGCUACCUCCUACAUAUUUUUAUUAAGGCACACAUAUCCUCGCGCGAGAAAAAAGGCACUACUGAAAAGAGCGAAGCAACAACGCCGCCGCCGCCGUCGAGAGAAUGCUCUUGUCCCGCAGCUUCUCCCGCAAGCCAACCUACAAAAGAUGCGUGGCCCGUGAAAGAAAGCAACACGUCGACUAUGGAUGAAUGGAGGCCGUACCAGAUCUACUUUGUGGGAGAUCAUUCGUACACAGAAGCUCAGGAGGCCGGCGACUUCAUGAAAUACGCCGAAGGUCUCCUGACACAGGCAACUUUUUAUAUGAACAAGGUGAUCAUGAAUUGCACAGUAAAGCUCCUUGUGGUAGGAACGACUGUGUUUACACGGGAACAAGAACAGAAGUACCUGCGGUCGGAAUCACUCAACCUGACUGAAUUCCUUUCUGAAGAUGAGAAGGCGAGGACAUCUGAUAUAGUAAUCGCACUGUCAAGCACCCCAAUUAAAGCUUUGGAUGAAAACUUCUUUGCUCAGAAGAACGAGUCUUUGUGCACCAAUGACAAGUUCAUCGUGAUUGUUACUUCACCAUUCAAUUACUAUGACUUGGAUUCCUCCAUCAGUCUCGGCCUGGUUAAAACGUUAGGCUUUCCCGGGCACCCCUGCCUUGGAAUGAACCUACAGAUGAACGCCUGCUGUGGAGUGAUGAAAGAUUUGUAUAAACGCGCCCUCGCCGCUCUGGAAGGGUCGCAAUGCUUCAACACGAAGAGCACAUGUUGCAGUCCUACGACAUUCCAACUAAACAAAUUCAACCAAAGCAGUUACCAGUGCAUUAAAGUCCCAGGCAUCAAAUUAACCACACCCAAGGAAAUUAUCAGCGAGUGCGUCAUUCAGUGUACGUCCGACGGGUCUGUUAUCAAUGUUCCAAACGGAAUUACCUGCAAGAACGACACACGCGUCUCGGGUCAGCCUGACUGUAUCGGAUCAGAGAGAAAGGUCUGCCUGAACGGCGAGUGUAAGCUGCCUUACGACGACAUGGUGAAGCUGUUUUACUCCAACUGGCAGAUGAACCUCAGCGCGGUCCCUUCUUGCGGUAUUCCAUCAAGUCCGAGCUCUGCGCUGUUCCAGAGAGGCGUUUUCAGAUAAAAUGAUUUCACUGAGUUAGGGACAUCGAAGUUCCCUCCGGGUGAAUAAACGUAAAAUGAUAUUGAG
Ornithodoros turicata is the source of this 1281-nucleotide messenger RNA. RefSeq lists its product as uncharacterized. NCBI's taxonomy places the organism in Eukaryota, Metazoa, Arthropoda, Arachnida, Ixodida, Argasidae. The transcript has 12 exons. The coding region runs from base 13 to 1215 and encodes 400 amino acids. The record is from RefSeq and is a predicted model, not a curated record.